AAUAAUUCUCCUUCUUUUUCUCCUUAGAUUCUCUCCUCUUUUCCGUUUCUCUCCACUCGUUGUCUCCAUUUUUCAUCAGUCUUUAUUAUUUCGUGUUCAAUAAAUUCGACUAAAUAAGACCUACAACUUGAAACCCUAGCUUCUGCUCUGAAGUUUUCCAUAUUCUCUUUUCGUUGUCACGCAGGUGGUGACAAUGUCGACUCCUGCGAGGAAGAGACUAAUGAGGGAUUUUAAGAGGUUGCAACAAGAUCCGCCAGCAGGAAUCAGUGGGGCACCCCAAGACAACAAUAUUAUGCUCUGGAAUGCUGUAAUAUUUGGUCCUGAUGAUACUCCAUGGGAUGGAGGCACAUUCAAGUUGACUCUUCAGUUUUCAGAGGAUUAUCCAAACAAACCCCCAACAGUUCGAUUUGUUUCUCGAAUGUUUCAUCCAAAUAUUUAUGCUGAUGGAAGUAUUUGUUUGGAUAUUUUACAAAAUCAAUGGAGCCCUAUAUAUGACGUAGCUGCUAUACUGACAUCUAUCCAGUCAUUGCUCUGUGAUCCCAAUCCAAAUUCCCCUGCAAAUUCUGAAGCUGCUCGGAUGUUUAGUGAGAACAAGCGUGAAUACAACCGAAGAGUAAGGGAAAUAGUGGAGCAGAGCUGGACUGCAGACUAGCUCUUCUUUGGUCAGGGUAAUUCGAGUUUGAAGGUUUUAGGACAUGCUUUAUGGACAUGGCCAUCUCAUUAUCCAACUUCAGGAGUUGUUGAAUUUUAUUCUGUAUUUCUCAUGUCAAACUUUCAUAUAUGAACUUUAGAGCUAUUCGCUCCAUAUUACGCUACUACUUUUCAGAGUGUGUUGUCUUCAAUCAUUUGUAAAAUAGAAGUUUAUGAAUCAAUAUGCAUUAAAUUUCUAUCAA
Molecule: messenger RNA, 893 nt
Organism: Mangifera indica (mango)
Lineage: Eukaryota; Viridiplantae; Streptophyta; Magnoliopsida; Sapindales; Anacardiaceae
Product: ubiquitin-conjugating enzyme E2 2
Exons: 6
Coding region: 194-652 (152 amino acids)
Biological process (GO): DNA repair; protein polyubiquitination; proteasome-mediated ubiquitin-dependent protein catabolic process
Molecular function (GO): ubiquitin conjugating enzyme activity
Source: RefSeq, a predicted model, not a curated record